CAUUAAAAAUGUAAAAGCUGUUUAGCGAACUGACGAACUUAUAUAUUGUUGGUCCUCACGCUAGAUUGACGGAAUUCGUGGUUUUCCGCCGCGCUGAUCAUCUACCAAGCUAAAUUGGUAGUGGUUUCAAAUACAGUAUAAACAGAGCUAGCUAGCAGGCUAUUUAGCUACGUACACUAAUGUGUGUUACGUAACACGUCCAGCUGUGUAUGUGGAUUUAGUUAUACUAUAUAUUUUUUUUCUAAUUAGCUUAACGUCCCAGAUUGCAGUAUCCAGUCACGCGUUUAGCGUAGCAGCAUCUCUUAAGUAGUGAGCGAUGGCCAGCCUGUCAGCCCAGCUGGACCAGGUGAGGGGGCGGGGCCAGGCCUGCCUGUCGUCCUCAGGCUCCGCCCAGGAAGUGAGGGCGGACGUCGUGGCGAUGGCCAACAUUCCUCUCCCGCUCUCCGCCAAGUAUCGACACGUCGCCGCGGAAACCAUGGUGGCAGAAAACGGCGCCGGCAACAACAGGCAGGAGAGUCUGUCCUCCCUGCAGAGGUUGUCCACGGCGCUGAACAUCCUGGAGAAGUACGGCUGUAACCUCACCGGCCCCAACCGGCCCCGAUACUGGCGCAGCGUCAAGCACAACAACCCCGUCUUCAGAGCCACUGUGGAUGCCAUCAGGGGUGGCAGGGCUGUGCUGGGUCUCUAUGGUUACUCCAACCAGCAGCCGGACGGCCUGAGCUUCCCUGAUGACGUCACGGAUCCUGACGUUGAGAAGGUUUCCGGGGUGACGCUGGAGGUCAUGACCCUGCGCAUGGAACUGGACAUGCUCAUCAAGGAAUCCCAUCCUCACCCGGAGUUCUUUGAAAGAAUCAUUCCCGCUCUCUGCCACAAGGGGGAGACACGUGAUCAGAACGACGGCCGGCUGGUGACGGAUGCGAUGGCGGUCAUCCCGUCCGGCGAAAGGAAGUGGGAGAGGGAGGUGCUCCCCCUGUCUCCGUCCCUCCCCCCGAUACCUGCACUCAGCCCCAGCCUCGCCCCCGCCUCCCUGCGCCCCACCCUCGGCCCCGCCCCGGGCCCCGCCCCGGGCCCCGCCCCGCAAGCAGGGGACUGCAGUCUGUGUGGCGCCGCGUCCUCCCUCCUCUGCCCCCCCUGCGGCUCGAUUCCCUUCUGCGAGUCGUGUGACCUGGUGUUCCACCGCCACCCGAGCCGAGCCAGUCACAAGCGCGAGAGCACGCAGGUCCGGAAGCCUGACAACUGCACCAUAUGUGGUAUAUUCCCAGUCUCCGCCCACUGCCCGACCUGCGUCCAGCGGCUGUGCUCGGAGUGCGACAGACUGUACCACUCCCACCCGGAGCGCGGGGGUCACAGCAGAACACCGGUGACCUCUCUCAAACCGCCCAAGGCCUUCCGCUCUGCCCCGUCGUCAUGGCAGUGUCCUCACUGCACGACAGUGAACGAGCUGCAUGAAGUGCUCUGUGUGAGCUGCGACCGGCCCCGGCUCGCUACUGCCACCGCUGGCCAGGAGGAGGCGCUGCAGCCGUCCACCAUCACAGAGUGGCAGUGUAGGAGCUGCACGGUGGUGAACGCGGGCAGCAGUAUCCUGUGUGAGGUGUGUGAGCGCCCCCGUCUGGCCACCCGGCCCCCGCCCGCGCCCGCGCGCCCCGCCCCGCCCACGCCCGCGCGCCCCGCCCCGCCCACUCCGGACCUCCCGCGGGACGCUGGGACUCAGUGGGUGUGUCAGUUCUGCACCUACGCUAACUCCGCCCUCUCGUGCUCCACCUGUGAGAUGUGUGAUCUGCCCCGCCCUGACCCCGCCCCCGCGCCCGCCCCCGCCAAACUCCCUCCGUCGCCAAUCAAAGAGCUGCCCCCGUCGCCAGUCAAGCCCCCGGCCCCGCCCACCGAGGACCCUGAUUGGAAGAGACAGAAGCUGAUGAGGGAGGAGGGGCAGAGGCUCAUCCAGCUGAUCAGAGAGGGGGAGAAGAGGGGCGUGAGCCCGGAGGAGAUCUACACCAGCGUGCGUGUUUCCGGGGGCGACGGCGCGGCCCCCUGCGAUUGGCUGAAAGCAGAGCUCCCCCACCUGCUGGACCAGAUCUGCGCCAUGGCCGCCUCGGUGCGGCAGGACUACAGAACAGGGCAUUCUGGGCCGGCGGACCCCGGGGGCGGGGCCGUGCGGCUGUCGCGGGCUGAGGGCAAGCAGGCCUGGCUGUCAGCAGGGGGCGACACCGAGCGCGCCGUCCAGCUGGCUCUGAGGGACCGCCGCGCCAGGGUGAAGGAGCUGAGCUUGCUGGGCUUCAGUGACAUGUCCAGGUGUGAGGAGGCCUUGCGUCUGAGUGGGGGGGAGGUGCGGGGCGCGCUCUCUCUCCUCCAGCGCCCCCUGCUGGAGCCCUUUCACCAGCGCAUGUGGAGCGAAGCGCCAGAGCCCCGCAUCGACAUCAACCACCCCGACAAGCAGAGAGUGUGCCGGAGGCUGCUUGCAGUAUAUGAGCUGCCCAGCUGGGGGCGCUGUGAGCUGGCUCUCUCUCUGCUGCAGAGCCCCGGGGCCCAGUACACUCUGGAGGAUGUGCUGCAGGCCGUCAGAGAGUCACAUGACCGGGACUUCAUCCGCCGGGUCCUCGCCAAGGAGUGCCCCAUCUGCCUGUCUGUAUUUCCCCACAGCAAGAUGCAGUCACUGACCUCCUGUCAGUGCUCGGUGUGCUGUGACUGCUUCCAGCAGCACUUCACCAUCGCCGUGAGAGACAAGCACAUCAGAGACAUGGUCUGUCCCGUCUGCUGGGAGCCGGACAUCAACGACCCCGAGCACCUCAACAGCUACUUCAGCACCCUGGACAUCCAGCUGCGGGACUGUCUGGAUCCAGAGGUGUAUGAUCUCUUCCACAAGAAGCUCACAGAGCAGGCUCUCAUCAAGGACCCCAAGUUCCUCUGGUGCAGUCAUUGCUCGUAUGGGUUCAUCUAUGAUGGAGACCAGCUGAAGGUCACCUGUCUCCAGUGCAGGAACAGCUUCUGCGCCCAGUGCAAGAAACCCUGGGAGUCCCAGCAUGCCGGACUCUCCUGCGAGCAGUUCCAGUCCUGGAAGAGGGAGAACGAUCCGGAAUACCAGAGACAGGGCCUGGCUGGCUACCUGCGUGACAACGGCAUCAUCUGUCCAAACUGCAGGUUUCAGUACGCUCUCUCCAAGGGAGGCUGCAUGCAUUUCUGCUGCUCUCAGUGCAGAUACCAGUUCUGCAGUGGAUGCAACAACCCCUUCCACACAACGUGUACGGUGGCUCAGUGCAGUGUCACUGGCCUACAUGCCCAUCACCCUCGAGACUGCCUGUUCUACCUGAGAGACUGGGAGCCACCACGUCUACAGGCUCUGCUGCAGAAGAGUGGCGUUGCGUUCGACACAGACCCACCCCAUGGAACACAGGCUGGGCUGUGUGGAGUGAUGGAGCAGAAGGAUGAGGGGGGGCGGCAGGUGGACUCUCCCUGUGGAGUUCAGACGCAGCCUGGGCAAGCAGGACUGUGCGACAAACACUACAGGGAGUACCUGGUCAGCCUGAUCAACGGCCACUCCAUUGACCCCGCCGCUCUCUUCACGGCCAAUGAGGUGACAGUGGCCUGCAGGAGAUACCAAGUGGAAGACCGGCGGGGGGAGGCUGAAGACGACCGGGCGUACUACUCUAGGCUACAGCGGAAGCUGAUGGAGGAAGUUCCAUUGGGCGACAAGGUCCCCCGCAAGAAAUGAACAAGAAGAACUUUUAACGCGUUUUCUGUUUUUAACAAACAAACAAACAAACAACUGAAAAGACAAUGGGACAGUUUUACGGUUCCUUGGAGGGGCCCGAGGGUCAUUCUGUGAAGUAACAUUUCCCUCUGUGCAACCCCUAUUUUCUCAAUUUCCUCCAUGUUGAUAACUCAAAUGAUAGUUUCCUGAGCAGUAUGUCUGUCUUUAAGUGCUGGUCAGUCCAAAACAUCAGUUUUACACAUGUUAUUAUCAGUGUGCACGAUAUAACUGUAUGUGUGCAAUUUUCAACCUGGGAUUCAUUAGACACGAGAUUACACAUCUCUUCAGUGGAUUUGCAUGAUUGUAUUUUGCUGCUUGAGUGCAUAAUAUGUUUUUUAAAGCUAUUUUCAAUCACUUUAAUUGCAUGUUUAUUUAUUAUUUGCUUGUUUGACACAAUUGAACAUUGGUGCACUGUGCAGUGCAUUAUUUGGACUGCUUGUAUCUUAUAGUUUCCGUCACAAAGCGAAGGUUAUAAAAGUAAAUGAUACCUCACAAGUA
Molecule: messenger RNA, 4243 nt
Organism: Conger conger (European conger)
Lineage: Eukaryota; Metazoa; Chordata; Actinopteri; Anguilliformes; Congridae
Product: E3 ubiquitin-protein ligase RNF31
Exons: 24
Coding region: 317-3706 (1129 amino acids)
Biological process (GO): protein linear polyubiquitination
Cellular component (GO): LUBAC complex
Molecular function (GO): ubiquitin protein ligase activity; zinc ion binding; K63-linked polyubiquitin modification-dependent protein binding
Source: RefSeq, a predicted model, not a curated record